AAAAAAAAUCUUUAUCUAAAAUGGUUGUUUCUUUAAUCACUGGUAGAAGCUGCAUUUGCAGCUGCUCUUUGCUUUACUUUGAAAGGUUUAAUUUGUUACUCCACAGUGUAAAAGUGGUUUUUUGUUCAUGCUCUUGUAACUAUAGGAAAAAUAUCUCUAGUGGCUGGCCCAUUUAAUAGCUAAAUUAAGACAUGCUCUUUUAGCAUAUGAAGUCAUAAAAAGGUGUAGUAGGCGCUAGAUGAUUUCAGAAGGGAAAUUGUGUUUCUUGUGGAGGGUGAGUUGUUUGUCAUGUGGUUGUUCUUCUGUUUUAGUUUGAAGAAUGAAUUUACAUAAUGAGCAUUAUAUUUUUAGUUACUUGGAGUCUGUAACCGAAAUUGAAUCCCAUUUUCAGAGGCAAAUACUGAUGCAAUAGCUUGGAGAAUCCUGUAGCUUGUGUUAUGCAGGUUAGAGCAUCUGUUGGAAUGAACUGUUACCGUUCUUAAUACUUUCAGUAUCUGUUAAUUUUGUCUGGUGGUGUUUGCAUGCAGCAUUUCAGUGUUUUACAGGCUUGCUGUAAUCUACCAUAAAACAAGGCUGCCUCUGCGAGGGACACUCCAGUGAGCAUGCUCUGCCUCUGAGCAUGUCUGUGUUUGUGGAGCUGCAGGGUGAGCUGGUUCAGGAACUCCUCUACAAAAAUAAACCUUGUUUAUUUUGUGUUCUUGUGGGAGCUUUUCAGCUGAAGCAAGUUUGCUCCCUGUCUGUCAGAGCUGGGGUGACAGCCAGUGGUUGAGGUAAGACAAGGAAAAUGGGACCUGCAGGUGUGUGAGCAGCUGCAGGAAGGAAGGGAUUGUGCACCUACAGCCUUAUUUGCAGUUCUGCAGUAAUUUCCCCAUAAUAUUUGAAGGGGCUUUACACAGAGCAGCAAGGAAAUUAAGAAUUUUGAAAUGCUUUGGCAAGACAACUCUAUAAACAUUGUAGCUGAUGAUAGACAAAGGACAUGUUUCUACCUGAAACUAAAUUCUAAAUCAUUUCCACACUCCACAUUUCAGAAUGUUAGUAAACUCUUCAAGCUAAUAGGCAUAAUUGUGCAAAUAGGCAUAAUAGUAGAACUUCUGCCAUUGGACAUAGGUUAGUCAUGGCUAAAAUGUGCAUAAUAAUGUUUUGAGGUGAAUCUGUGUAUCAGGAGGUCUUGAAUUGUUGUCAGCUUUUCAAGAGCUGACUUCCCUCAUCAUGUCACUUAUUUUGUUGUUUUAGUCUUUUUAUUCAUAUGAGGAAAAUCAGUCACUGCAGAAUUAACAUUUACUAUGUCUAACAUGCACUGUGUCUUCUAAAUGUGUGGUUCAGAAGGAUUUUCCAAAGUAAUGUGCAGCUAUUCUGUUUUCCUGUUAGAAUUGGAAGUAUGUGGGUUAGAAGCUCACGGAGAAUGAGCAACUGGGCAGCUGGCACUGGGGGCUCCUGAGCCCUGGCCCAGUGCAGUGGUGGGGAAGGGUGCAGGCAGGCCACUGCCUGGAAAGGAGGAGCUGCAGUGAGGACAGGGGAGAAACAGAUCCUGUCUGGGAAAGGACAGGAAAAAGGGAUGCAGUGCAACUCAUGUGCUUGGUUCUUGGCUGAGCACCAGGUGCUGUAAUUCCCUCCCUCCUGGAUUCCAUCCUGGAGCUCUGAUUAGAUGUGGGGGAAUGGCCUCGUCCUCCAGCAAAAGCUGCACUGUUGGAACAUCUUAAGCACAGAGAUCCCUGCUCUCUCUGAUAAGUGCCAGCUGGGCAGCCACUCACUUGUUUGAAAUUGUGGUCUCAUCUUGCUGCACAGGAUUAGAGCUGAAAAGCCAUCUGAGGAGGCUUGAUUAGAUUUUUUGCCUCUACUGCGGUUUUCUGCACAGCCAGUUGCUGUUGGAUAUGGCCUGCAGUCCGAGUUUGCUCCUCUGCCCAUGGAUCAUAUUGAAAAGAUGGCUGCAGAGUGUAUGAAGGACCUGAAUGAAGAUGAAGAGGAAGAUGCAGAUGAUGAAGACUUGGAGAAAGAUACAGACCUGUUGGCAGAGUUGCAAGAAGUUCUGGGGGAAGAGGAUGAGACAGGAAGCUGUGAGGAUGAAAUAACAGCAACAGAGCCAUCCCCAGCUGAACCAGAAGAUGAACUACCUGAACUGCAAUCACAGACCUCCUCACUUCCUGCUGUUACCAGUGAGCUACAACAGACACUUGAGGGGAGAAUUGGUGACUACAGGACGGCGAUUUCUAACGCGAAGGAGUCGGGGGAGAGUGCCAAAAUACGGCGGUACGAGAGAGGCCUGAAGACACUGGAAACCAUGCUGGCUGCAGUGAAGAAAGGCAAAAAAAUCAAUGAGGAAGAAAUGCCACCUCCUGUUGCAACAGGAAAGAGUUCUUCUAACGUACCUCAAGCCAUGGGAGUGGAGCUGGAGAAUUCAGGAGAUUCACCAGAGAAUAAAGCUGAGUCUGCUGCAGAUGACGAGCAGAAGGCUUCUCCUGAGGCAAGGGAGCAUUUGGAAACAGAGUCUCUACAAGGUCAUGCUGCUGCUGAUCCUGCUGUGGAAACAGAUCCCCAGCACAGCAGCACACGAGCAAUCCUACUUAAGAGGCAGAAGGAGUAUAAAUUAGCAGCUCUAAAAGCCAAGCAGCAAGGGGACCUGGAGAAAGCAAAGGAGUACAUGAAGACAGGCAAGAAAUUCAAUGUGGUGUUGGAAGCUUUGGACAGUGGGCAGCCAAUAGACCUCCAGAAUAUGCCUCCAUCUCCUCAGGAUCUUGAAAGCUUAGGACAUGUACAAGAUGCAUCUAAGCAAAAAGUACCACCUCGAGUGGGAAGUUCCCAGGAUCUUGCAACACCUGAACCUCAGACCCAAGAAGCUUCAGAGUCUCUGCAGCAGCCCAAGACGGUGCUGGAAGCGUUGCAGCAGCGGCUGGAGAAGUACAGGGCGGCAGCAGCUCAGGCCAAAGCCAGCGGGGACGAUCGGAAGGGCAGGAUGCACGACAGGAUAGCCAAGCAAUACCAGGAUGCCAUAAGAGCACAUAAGGCAGGGAGAAAAGUGAAUUAUUCUGAGCUGCCUGUUCCUCCUGGAUUUCCUCCACUUCCUGGUGUUGCAGCUACAGAUGGUGGCAGCACAAUUGCUGCUGUCCUGGAGAGCGCCAGCAAGUUGGCCAACAUGGAGGAGAAUGAUGAGGAGGAGGAGAAUGAACCUCUCCCCCAGGCCCCAGUUUCCAAAAAGCCAACUCAGGUUGUUAAGCCAACUCCAGUUCCAUCUGCUGCAGCUCAGGAGAGCUCUCCAGAGCACCUGAAACGAGCUGCAUCACCCUCCACCCUGGACAAGGCAGAGUCAGUGGAUCAUCUCCCUCCAGCUGUUAGGGACCAGCUGGAAUUUCUGGAGAACAGGAAGAAGCAAUACCUGAAGGCAGCCAUCAAAGCAAAGAGGGAAAACAACCUCGAACAGGCAAAGACGUAUCUCAGAACAGCAAAGGGCCUUGACCUAAGGAUUGAGCAGGCAAAAUCUGGCAAAACAGUUGAUAUUUCCAAGCUGCCAUCACCUCCUACAGAUGAUGAGGGUGAUUUUAUCUUUGUACACCAUGAAGAUGUCAGGCUGUCUCAGAAAGCAGAUGAAGUUUAUGCACAGCUUGUAAAAUUGCUGAAGGACCAACAUGAGAGGUGUUUGCAGUAUUCCAAGCAAUUCAUGCAUCUGGGAAACGUAGCAGAAACAACUCGGUUUGAGAAACUGGCACAAGGUUGUAAAAAGGACAUGGAGAUCCUACAGCUUGCACGAGCACAAGGAAUGGAUCCUCCAAGCCAUCACUUUGAGGAAAGAACCUUUAAAAUGAUAAGGAUAUUUUCUGAUCUGAACAGCACAGAAAUGCAUCUUCUUAUUGUCAGAGGGAUAAACCUACCAGCCCCACCAGGUGUGUCACCAAGAGAUUUGGAUGCAUUUGUGAAGUUUGAAUUUCAGUACCCGAGUGCGGAACAACCUCAAAAGAGUAAAACACCUGUAAUUAACAAUAACAAUUGUCCAGAGUACAACCAGCUGUUCAAGCUGAACAUCAACCGGAACCACCGAGGCUUCCGACGCGCAAUUCGGUCCAAAGGAAUUAAAUUUGAAGUGUUUCACAAAGGGUCCUUUUUCAGAAGUGACAAACAUGUGGGGACAGCACACUUGAAGCUGGACAAGCUGGAAUCAGAAUGUGAAGUUAGAGAGAUCAUCGAGAUUUUUGACGGCAGAAAGCCCACUGGAGGGAAACUGGAGGUAAAAGUGAGACUCAGGGAGCCCCUCAGUGGUCAAGAUCUUCAAACAGUUACAGAAAAUUGGCUGGUCCUUGAGCGUUAGUUCUGUCUGAGAUCCAUGGGAAUGUUGGAAGUCGUGGGCUGAGCGAAGGCAGGAAGAUGCUGCUAAGCUGCAAGCACCAAAGAUGUUAAAUGAAUGCACUACUGAACCUAAUGUCUAUUUUGAUAACAGCCAUAGUGUUUAUUAAUAACUCCAAGGCAAACGGGAGGCUCUGGGAAUGCGCUGCUGCAGGGCUUGGGACCGGUCUACCCAAAAUAGACAGAAUUGCCUUAAUGUGGGACUACUGAUGUAGCACCAGGACGAAUGUUACAUUAACUAUGCAGAGUGCUGUGAGAAGGGUUUAGCCCCUUAAAAAUUCCCUGAGGCAGUGCCAGAGCUUUUUGGUUAAGUCACAGGUAAGAUCUUUAUCAGAAUUCCUAUUCCCAAGUGUCUGAGCAGCCGGCAUGGUUCAGUGAACAGUCUGCUACUGCUUUUUCUGUCCUCUCCUAUCCAGGCUUCUUUGGGUUGGGAUCUUUUUUUUGUUUCCUAAACCAGAGAGCUCUCAGGCACCAGUUCAGGGGUGCCAGUCCCUCCUCUGUGCACGCCCUUGGCACGUGAGGUUCCAAGGGCUGUCCCUUUCUGAAGGAAAGGCCCCAGGGCUCCUCAGCAGGUUGGUGUUUACAGACCUCUGUUUUUGUUCUGGCUCCCAGUUAUGUGCUGUGCUUGCUGCACUGCUUGUCCAGCGCAGAAGGGUACUGUGCCUUCAUCCUUUAUGGUGUUGGGUUUUAAUUUAAAAAAGAAAGAAAAAAGUACACUAGACUCUGCUGCUUCCCAAAUGUUCCUUGUAUUUUUACAAAAAUAGGCUUUUACAAUUCUUCCAGGUGAUGGGGAAAAUAGUCAUACUUUGUCCUUCAAGAAAACUGGAUCAUGACUUAUUUUCAGGAACGCUUUUUGACCAGCAGCAUACAAGAAAGGGUACUAAAUCUGUUUGUGUUUUUAAAUCUCUGUGAGCUAACAGAAACCAGGGAUCUCCAAGGGGAGGAUGUGCCUGUGCCAGGGAUGGGCAGGUUGGGAGACAGAACAGAGUCCAGACAGGUCAGGCAGCUCUGCCUCUGUCUUCCUGAGCAGAUGAAGACAAUACAGUGUUUAGUUUUUAAUUUCAAUAAAUUUAAUAUACAAAACUACAUGUUGAAAAUAAAAAUAUAAUAUGCAGUUUUUUGCAGUGUUAACUAA
Molecule: messenger RNA, 5467 nt
Organism: Cyanistes caeruleus (blue tit)
Lineage: Eukaryota; Metazoa; Chordata; Aves; Passeriformes; Paridae
Source: RefSeq, a predicted model, not a curated record